This is a messenger RNA of Chenopodium quinoa (quinoa), 1194 nucleotides long. RefSeq lists its product as uncharacterized. The transcript is spliced from 4 exons. The record is from RefSeq and is a predicted model, not a curated record. Lineage: Eukaryota; Viridiplantae; Streptophyta; Magnoliopsida; Caryophyllales; Amaranthaceae. Bases 73 to 735 code for a protein of 220 amino acids.
GAAAACUAAAAAUUAUGGUGUUACUUUUGAGAAUUUCCCAACAAUUUUCCCUAUUCUAAUCUCCAUAUUAAAAUGGCCAUGAUAACAUUUUGGUUUGGGGAAAAUUUGGAGACAGAUCCCAUUAGAAUAUACGUUGACGAAACUUCGUAUACAUUUACUUUCGAAAAUGAAGAAUUCAGUGUGGAUAAUUUUAAAUCCAAGAUUCAUGAAUUAAAGUACGCGAGGUAUAAGUUAAGGUAUGUUUGUUCAAUUGAUGAUUUGCAAAAUCAUUUCUAUGAAGUCGACAAAAUGAGGGAUUUCAAGCAACUUAAAAAAAUGGCCCUCUCAGUGGGAUAUGUCAACAUUUUUAUUGAGGAUAAAUCCAAGAAAUUACAACCACCUGAAGAAACUACAGGAACCCCAAAUAGUUUACCUGUAGGGAAAAACGGUAGUUUCCGACGGAAACACGUGACAAUGGGUCCAAGACGGCGGCUCAAGAACAAACGACCUAGGAACUCUUUAGCGGAGGAAGAAGAAGAUUUGCCCAAUGGUGAUAUACCUGAAGAAUGUACAAACGAAACAACAAAGGUUCCUCCUCCUGUUAGAAACAUAGUGAUAUACAUCGAUCGAAUUGCUCAUAGAAGGAAUAUUCAGUGUACCUCAACAUCAUGCAGAAUACGUUUUUGGGACCAACCUAGCGUUGAUAAUGCUAUGAAUGUUGACAUGGGAACUAAUGGGAGCUAUGGUGUGGCAUAGGUAAUUGAAAAUGUGGUUUAUGGGGAAGCGCACCCUAAAGGAACAUAAUUUAUACUAAAUGUGAUGAAUUUAUAUUAAGUAACUAUUGAGUUAUAAUCAAGUAAUGUAGAACAAUUUACAUAAUUGUAAACCAGUUUCUGUAAUUUGUAGUAACACAUUUGAACAACCUAGUAUUUUAUUUUUUCUUUCUGGGGUAUUGAGGAACAUCUUCGUGAUUUUUUUAAUUUAUACAUUUAUAUCGUAUUAGGUUCGAAUAUGUUACUAAUAAUAAUUAUAUAAAGUCUUAUUUGCAGUUUUUGUUACUAAAUAGUUAUUCAUUCAUGUAGAUUUUUUAUCAUGUUUAUUUCAACUAUGGAUGAGGUUUGUUAAGCUCAUUUGCAAUGGAUGGGCAUGGUGCCUUGGCCCACGCUGUAUAGUAUGAUACUAAAAAAUUAUAUAAAAACAUUGUAGAAUUGAACU